AUGUCAACUCCAUCAUACGCACCAACUGCGACACAGAGAAACCCUUCAUACAACAGAAUCAAAAAUUCUUCCAUCAACUUAGAUCAAGAAGUUUCCCUUUUCAAUACAGUACAACAACGUGAAAUUUAUGAAUCUUUAGCAGAAUUAUUUUCCAUAAUCACGGUAUUAGACUUCAUUGAAAAGGCAUAUAUCAAAGAUACUUUAAAUGAAGAUGGUGAAGAUCAAUAUACACCUACAGUACUACGGCUUCUUGCUCAAUAUAAUACCAUUUUGAAAAAUCAAGAUGUUGUUAAAGAAUUCAAAUCAUUAGAUCAUUUCAAGAAACAAUAUGGAUUGAAUUGUCCCUCUGCUACUUCAAGAAUUGAAAUUGGUGUACCUGCAACUGUGGAACAUGCUAUAAACGUACCAAGUACAACAGGAUCAGGAAAUGGUGCUGGUGGUAGUGGGAAUGGUGGUAUUGGUGCUUCUUCGAGAGCAGUUGCUGAAGCCACGGGAAAUUUCAUUACAUGUAUGGAUGCAUUAAAAUUGAAUUAUAAGGCAAAAGAUCAAUUACAUCCUUUAUUAUCUGAUUUAAUGACUUCUGUUAAUAAAGUUAGUGGGAAUAAAGAAUUUGAUGGUAGAAGUAAAUUAAUUGAAUGGUUAAUUAAAAUUAAUAAAUUGAAUAUUAAUGAAGAAAUUUCUGAAGAUGAUACAAGACAAUUAUUAUUUGAUCUUGAUAAUGCUUAUAAAGGGUUUUAUACAAUGUUGGAAUAA
Molecule: messenger RNA, 753 nt
Organism: Hansenula ciferrii
Lineage: Eukaryota; Fungi; Ascomycota; Saccharomycetes; Phaffomycetales; Wickerhamomycetaceae
Gene: VPS28
Product: ESCRT-I subunit protein VPS28
Exons: 1
Coding region: 1-753 (250 amino acids)
Biological process (GO): protein transport to vacuole involved in ubiquitin-dependent protein catabolic process via the multivesicular body sorting pathway
Cellular component (GO): ESCRT I complex
Molecular function (GO): protein-containing complex binding
Source: RefSeq, a predicted model, not a curated record